This is a messenger RNA of Suricata suricatta (meerkat), 1536 nucleotides long. RefSeq names its product olfactory receptor 18-like. The coding region runs from base 1 to 1536 and encodes 511 amino acids. NCBI's taxonomy places the organism in Eukaryota, Metazoa, Chordata, Mammalia, Carnivora, Herpestidae. Gene Ontology annotation, biological process: G protein-coupled receptor signaling pathway; translation. Gene Ontology annotation, cellular component: membrane; ribosome. The record is from RefSeq and is a predicted model, not a curated record. The transcript is spliced from 5 exons. Gene Ontology annotation, molecular function: structural constituent of ribosome; olfactory receptor activity; G protein-coupled receptor activity.
AUGAAGAAAAUAGAAGACAACAACACACUUUUGUUUACUAUGGAUCUCAAGCCCAACAGAUACCAGACUAAACAGGUUGAGAAGAAGCUCUAUGAUAUUGAUGUGGCCAAGGUCAACUUUCUGAUCAGGGCCAAUAAAGAAAAGAAAGUACAUGUUCGACUGGCUUCUGAGUAUGAUACCUUGGAUGCUGUUGUGGGCUCUAUUGGACGGCAGGGAGACAUCCCCAGAGUCUUGUGGUGUUUAGACGCCAAUGCUCUGAUAAAAGGUGAAACCUGCAUGAAUCUAACACCUGUGUUGGAAUUCCUCCUCCUGGGGUUCUCAGAUGAUCCCGAGCUGCAGCCUCUAAUCUGCAGCCUGUUCCUGUCCAUGUAUCUGGUCACCGUGCUAGGGAAUCUACUGAUCAUCCUGGCCGUCAGCUCUGACUCCCACCUCCACACCCCCAUGUACUCCUUCCUUUCCACCUUGUCCCUGAGUGACAUCGGUUUCACAUCUACCACGGUUCCAAAGGCUGUAGAUGAAGGGAUUCAGCAUGGGAGCAACCACAGCAUACAUCACGGAAGCCACUGCAGUCUUCGUGGGAGAAUAAGCUGUCUCUGCUCCGUGGAACCACAGAAUCUAACACAUGUGUUGGAAUUCCUCCUCCUGGGGUUCUCAGAUGAUCCAGAACUGCAGCCUCUAAUCUGCAGCCUGUUCCUGUCCAUGUAUCUGGUCACCGUGCUAGGGAAUCUACUGAUCAUCCUGGCCAUCAGCUCUGACUCCCACCUCCACACCCCCAUGUACAUCUUCCUUUCCAUCUUGUCCCUGAGUGACAUCGGUUUCACAUCUACCACGGUUCCAAAGGUGAUUUGGGACAUCCAGACUCAUGAUAGAGUCAUGUCCCACACAGGCUGCUUGAUUCAGUUGUCCUUUUUUUAUCUUUUUGGCUGUUUGGACAGUGUCCUCUUAACUGUGAUGGCCUAUGAUCGGUUUGUAGCUGUCUGUUAUCCUUUGCACUACCCAGUCAUCAUGAACCCCCACCUCUGUCGCCUGCUAAUUUUGGUGUCUUUUUUGAUCAGCCUUCUGGAAUCUCAGCUGCAAUGCCUCAUCAUGUCACAACUUAUCUUCUGCACAAAUGUGGAAAUUCCCCAUUUCUUCUGUGACCCUCCUCAACUCCUGAAGCUUUCCUGUAAUGACACCUCCACCAAUAAGAUAUUCAUGUAUUUUAUUGGGGCCGUCUUUGGUGGUAUUCCAGUCUCGGGGAUCCUUUGCUCUUAUAUUAGAAUUGUUUCCUCCAUUCUGAGACUCCCAUCAACAGGUAGGAAAUACAAAGCCUUCUCCACCUGUGGCUCUCACCUGUCCGUUGUUUGCUUAUUUUAUGGAACAGGUCUUGGGGUGUACCUCAGUUCGACUAUCUCACAUUCUCCCACGAAGACUUCAGUGGCUUCUGUGAUGUAUGCUGUGGUUGCUCCCAUGCUGAAUCCCUUCAUCUACAGCCUGAGGAACAGGGACAUCAAGAAGGCCUUGCAGAGGCUCCUCAACAGAACUGCCUUGUCUUAA